Molecule: messenger RNA, 779 nt
Organism: Chrysemys picta bellii (western painted turtle)
Lineage: Eukaryota; Metazoa; Chordata; Testudines; Emydidae
Source: RefSeq, a predicted model, not a curated record
CUGAUCAGCAAACUGCCCUUUUCCCGCGUGGUGCGGGAGAUCUGCCUGAUGUACACCCGGGGUGUGGACUUCCGCUGGCAGGCCAUGGCCCUGCUGGCCCUGCAGGAGGCGGCAGAGGCAUUCCUGGUGCGGCUGCUGGAGGACUCGUAUCUCUGCUCCAUCCACGCCAAGCGCGUCACCCUCUUCCCCAAGGACAUCCAGCUGGCCCGGCGCAUCCGUGGCAUCCAGGAGGGCCUGGGCUGAGGGGGGCCUGAGUCUCCCCGGGACCCCCCUGUGCAGCCCCCGGGGCCUGGGCUGAGGGGGGCUGGACCCCCCGGCACAUCGGUGGAGUCCACAACCGGCUGGGCUGAGCAGGGCCCAGACCUGGAAACCUCCCCGGACCCAACCUGUCCCCGAACCCUCCCCUGCAGCCUCCCUCCCAACCCCCUCUGCCCCCCAGGGAGGUUUUAUCUGAGCCCCCCUUUCCCGGCUCUUUUUAUUCCCCUGAAUUCCCCCUCGGGUCCCCCCAGUCUGAGCCUGGGGCCAGGACACCGCAGGAGCUCCGGGACGUGGGCGGCUGCACAGGUUUUAACCUCGGAUAUUAACUUUUCUCCUGCCCCAGACGCCCCCCCCGGUGGAGAGGGGGAGCCACAGCCAAGGGCAUGGGGGGGUCUCUGACUAGCACUUACCCCCCAGCCAGGCGCACGGGGGAGGGGGGCCCCUGGAUCGGGGGGCGGGCCGGUGCGUUGUGUAUUGUACAGGGCAGCUGCUGUCACCUCAAUAAAGUUGGUUUGAAAUUG